Molecule: messenger RNA, 429 nt
Organism: Adineta ricciae
Lineage: Eukaryota; Metazoa; Rotifera; Eurotatoria; Adinetida; Adinetidae
Source: the annotation of a GenBank genome assembly
AUGCCUCGCGCUGCUGGUUCAUCCAAGAAAGCAUCGAAAGAUCCAAAUGCACCUAAGCGACCAUUGUCUGCAUUUUUCCUUUUUUCACAAGAUGAACGGCCAGACAUAAAGAAGAAGAGUCCAUCAUUAUCCGUUGGUGAUAUUUCCAAAGAAAUCGGUUCAAGAUGGAAAAAAGUCAGUGACGACGUUCGCAAACGCUAUGAACAAAAAGCUGCUGAUGAGAAAAAGAAGUAUGAAGUGCGCGUUGCUGAAUACAAGAAAAGUGGUGGUGGUGCUAGCAGUUCACCAGCCAAAGGUGGCAAAGCCACCGCUAGAGGCGGUGGCAAAAAGGCUGCGCCAGCUAAAGGUGGUAAGAAGAAAGCCGCAUCGAAAGCCAAAUCAUCCGACGAAGAAGACGACGAUGAUGAUGAUGACGACGAUGAAGAAUAA